AUGUUCCGGAUACUGACCUCCUGCUGGCCUCGUGUAAACGCAACUGAAGAGACACGAAGGAAUGUGACCAUCAUUAUCAUUGGACUGGACAACUCAGGCAAAACUGUUCUUGUGAAGGCAUUCCAGAGACUACUCCCCAGUAGGACGGGCGGUAGUAUGAAACCUGAACUGACCACACUCCUCCUGGAUGAUUAUGAAGUUUCCGUCUAUGAUCUGAAUGGAGACAGGAAUGGCCGAGAAAUCUGGCCAAGCUACUACGCGCAGGCACAUGGACUUGUUUUUGUCCUGGAUUCCAGUGACUUAAGCCGCAUGCAGGAAGUGAAGGUCAUCUUACCACACCUGCUGUCUGAUGAAAGAGUGGCCGGGAAACCCAUCCUAUUCCUGGCCAACAAGCAAGACAAGAAGGACGCCUUGCUACUUCGUGAUAUUACUGAAUAUCUGCUGCUGGAAAGGCUAACAAACAAGAACCAGUCCCUGUGCCGAGUGGAGCCCUGUUCAGCCAUCAAAAACCGCCAGAGAAGGAACCAUGAGCCUAUAAUUGGAGGCCUGCGCUGGCUGUUAUCUGCCAUUGGGGAUAAAUAUGAAGAGCUGUGUGCUCACCAACAGCCACUCCCAUCGAGCAUCCCAGCCCCCAAGAGCACCAGAGGCUUUGGGGAAAUAUGCUCAUCAGACAGCUUCACUACCAGGAUGGGAAAGUCCGAAGAAAAAAGACAGCACCUAGGACAACACUCAAUGGAACCUAGGCCUCUAAAGCCAAUCCUACAGAAAGAAGGUAUAACAAGACCUAAAAAGAACACAUCAGUAACAUUUGCUUUAGACGAACCCAAGGAGGAGGAUGAAUGUUAUGGGGGAAAUGGAGCUUGUAACACCACUGAGCCUGGCUACAAUCAGAGCCCCCAGCUCCAUAUGCUGAGAAAGCUUUUUGAAGUACCUCUACAGUCCCCCUACAACUCCACCUACUCUAACAUAAUAUCCCUGAGAACUCCCAUUGUGCCUGUACAUCGACAUUCGAGCCAUAAAAUGAAUCUUAUCCCCACCGAGAGGCUCAAGAACAGUUAG
Globicephala melas (long-finned pilot whale) is the source of this 1059-nucleotide messenger RNA. RefSeq names its product ARF like GTPase 13A (gene ARL13A). The record is from RefSeq and is a predicted model, not a curated record. Lineage: Eukaryota; Metazoa; Chordata; Mammalia; Artiodactyla; Delphinidae. Gene Ontology annotation, molecular function: GTP binding; GTPase activity. Gene Ontology annotation, biological process: receptor localization to non-motile cilium; non-motile cilium assembly. Gene Ontology annotation, cellular component: non-motile cilium; ciliary membrane; motile cilium.